AUGCUUAUCGAAGGGCUCACGAUAAACCAGAGCCCGAUACGCCAUCCGAGACGUCUGAUGGGCUACCCGGGCUUACUUCGAAGGGCUCACGAUAAACUGGAGCCCGCUACGUCAGAGAUGGGCUACCCGGGCUUAUUGUUUGAGCCGCCUGUCUGUCGCAACUGCGUGGUGUCGCCCACCGGUUCAUCACCGCCGCCACUCCACGAGCAGCCGACAUCACCGCCGCCCCCCGCGCCGUCAUCACCGGUCACGUCUCCGCGCCUGCUGCCAUCACUACCGUCACCGCAGCCGAGCCACAGCGGUUCAUCCAUACCCAGCCAAUCCAACUCCCCCCACCCGUACUCUUACCCUAACUUCAGGCGGAGCCAACCACCGCCGGCCCAAAACUUCCCGGAGUACAACCUUCUACACAGCCACAGUGUGUCUCAGUUAAACCAACCGGGUCACAGUUACCAGUCUCCACAGUCCCCCCAAUCCGCUAUGUCCCUUUCUCCUCACCCAGUCCCGCAAGGAAAACUCAGGGGCUUGUUGGAGCACGCUGAGAGGCUAAUGAAGCCCGGUGACCCCCACAGGCAUUCGCAGAGCGAUGAUGACUCUGGAUGUGCUUUAGAAGAGUACACAUGGGUCCCACCAGGAUUAAGACCUGAACAGGUACACUUGUACUUCUCGGCGAUACCUGAAGACAAGGUCCCCUACGUGAACAGCGUGGGCGAGAGGCACAGGCUAAAGCAACUUCUGCAACAGCUGCCACCGCAGGACAACGAGGUCCGCUACUGCCACGCGUUGUCCGAUGAGGAGAGGAAGGAGCUGAGGCUGUUCAGCGCGCAGAGGAAGAGGGAGGCACUGGGCAGGGGUCAGGCGAGGCAGUUGCACGCACCCGCACCUUGUGAAAGGCAGGACGAAAACAAAAACAAAAAUGCUGCUCCUUUGAACAACGGUGUAUCUUACCGCAAUGCGGAUCGUGCGCUGAGACGUCAGCUG
This is a messenger RNA of Iphiclides podalirius (scarce swallowtail), 981 nucleotides long. The record is from the annotation of a GenBank genome assembly. Lineage: Eukaryota; Metazoa; Arthropoda; Insecta; Lepidoptera; Papilionidae.